This is a messenger RNA of Alligator mississippiensis (American alligator), 2475 nucleotides long. It is a transcript of the gene YPEL5, whose product is annotated as yippee like 5. The transcript has 3 exons. The record is from RefSeq and is a predicted model, not a curated record. The coding region runs from base 140 to 505 and encodes 121 amino acids. Lineage: Eukaryota; Metazoa; Chordata; Crocodylia; Alligatoridae.
ACUGCUGAGCGGAAAAGAGGGCGGGGCCUCGGGGCGGAGCAGACAGAGCCCGAGCGUCUCAGCUGGGGCCUGGCAGAGCCGACGAGACUCGCUGUGGCCGUUUCAGGUUCUGAGUCUAGAUUUAAAGAAGCUUAAUAAAAUGGGCAGAAUCUUCCUGGAUCACAUUGGUGGCACUCGCCUGUUCUCCUGUGCAAAUUGUGACACAAUCUUGACCAAUCGCUCAGAGCUCAUAUCCACACGCUUUACAGGGGCCACAGGAAGAGCCUUCCUGUUCAACAAGGUAGUGAAUCUGCAGUACAGUGAAGUUCAGGACCGCGUCAUGCUUACUGGCCGCCACAUGGUUCGGGACGUGAGCUGCAAGAACUGCAACAGUAAACUGGGCUGGAUCUAUGAAUUUGCCACUGAAGACAGCCAGCGCUAUAAGGAAGGUCGUGUCAUCCUGGAAAGGGCUUUGGUCCGAGAGAGCGAGGGAUUUGAGGAGCAUGUUCCGUCUGAUAAUUCCUGAAGAGAUUUCUGUCUUUCUGGGUUUUCUUCACUGAAACUUAAAAAAAAUUAAAAAAAAAAAAUCAAACAAAAAAAAAUCUACUUGCAUACACUGUCACCUUAGCAUCAGAGUCGGAUUCAUGAACUGCGGAGUGGGAAAGAUGUGAGAAUUUCAGAUGGAACUUUCCUUUCUUUAUUCCAUUUACUUUGGUUUUUUACUUUCCCUCCAACAGCUGUUUGUAGAGAGAAUGUUAUGCAGAUGCUGCAACUUUUUUUUCCUCUUUACAUAUACAUCUCUUAGAUCCAAGACCUGUCUGCAGAUAUGAAAGGGCUGAAAGGAAAAUAAUUGGGGAUAUUUCUUUUGUUAGAGAUUGGUGGGUUUCUUUUUUAGCUUGCAUAAACUCUGAUAUGUCACCAGAAAAUAUGUUAAUCCUCAAGGUGACUUUUAAUUUAUUUUCUAGCGUUUGAGUUAUCUUGAAACUUUUUCUUUACCCAGUCCUUUCAUCUGACUUGCUAGUUUAAGAUAAGAUCCAAAUUUAUGAUCGAGUGCUAAAGGUUCAGUGUUGGUAUGGCUUGUGCUGGCCAUUGUGCCAUAUUCUUGUUGAAGUUGAUUGGUAGCACAGAGCCCAUUCUUUCUUGUCAUUCUUGACCCAAAGAUGUUACCAUUCCUCAUUUAAUCGUAAGGUCCCUUUCACCACAUAACUGGUGUUGAUUGGAAACUAUCUUUGAAAUAGGGCAAAACUGCUUGGCUCUCUUUCUUUUAACUAAUGUAACUUAUAAGCAUAGUAAUAAUUUAAAGUAAUAGUUGUAUGUUUUAGUCUUGUGUUGCUUUAACAAUCAGAAGCUGUGUUUGUAAUUAGAGGGGUCCUCUGAGUAAUUACUGUUGCAGCAGUAAUUUUUUUUUUCCCCCUCCAUCUCUUAACUAAUUUUGUUCAAAUAGACAAAGCUGUAGCAAGCUCUUGGUCAGGUAGCCUUUGUUUUUAACCCAAGACUUUGUAUUUAAAACACAGCUGCUGGGGUGAAGGAGGAGAAUGCCAGCAUGUGCAUUCAUGCAUAUGAUCUGCAUCUCCCUAAAUGACUAAACUUUGUUUUCAGAUGCUGCUUCUGGUAUCAAAACUCUUAACUCUCUCUGUGUCUCUACUUUUGCACCUUGCCAUUGUCAUGUUUAAACCUUUUUAUCUUUUGGAGCAGCAGAACAUGCUUGCCUGGUAGUAAUUACUGACUAUUCUGGCUUUCUCAUUGUAGAGGUCAGUGGUGUCUAAACAGUGAGAUUUUGCUUAUGCAGUGGCAAAAAUGUUGUCUAUUUAACUUAACUCAGGGGUGGCCAAACAUCGUGACUUAGGAUUUCGCUGACAACUUGCUAAGAGUCCAAGGACUGCACCUAAAUUUAAUGUUGCAAUUACGUACAGUUCUUUAUUGGAUUUGGUGUCUGCCUGAAUUUUGACUUUUCUUUAUAGACAAAUCAGUUGCUAGUAGCUCCCCUAACAGACCACGCAAGUGAAACGUGGUAUUUAUUUCCUGGAGCUGCCACAGAAAAGUGGAGAGGGGAGGAAUGGCAGAUAUAGGCCCCAGCCUUUCGUAAUCAUCGUUUCCCCUUGGCCAUGCUUCCAUAUCAAACACAGUAGAGUGGAGAUGGCCAAUAUCCUGCAUGGAUGUCCUGAUAUCCUUCUUUUGGCUGCUGGGCUGUAUUUUGGACACCCCUGUCUUAAAGCUGUCAUCUACUAACUUAAAAGUAUCUUUAUUUGAGAACCAUGCCACUUUUGAAAGAGGACAGUGUCAACAGUGUACCAGAGCUAUGUUUGAAUCAAGUUUCAUAAACAGUAGUGUACUUGUGUCUCAAAUGAGUCAACUCUUACAUGAUUAUGGUAGAAUCCUCCUGUAUUGUAACUUCAGUCCUUCACAAAUCCAAAUGCUGCCAUUAGCAUGGUCUUCUGCAGUACUCUUCAUGUACUUCUGGUGUUAUAGUACAAUAAAGUAUGUUUUGUCCUGAAA